Molecule: messenger RNA, 2247 nt
Organism: Trichoderma atroviride IMI 206040
Lineage: Eukaryota; Fungi; Ascomycota; Sordariomycetes; Hypocreales; Hypocreaceae
Biological process (GO): nucleotide-excision repair
Cellular component (GO): nucleus
Molecular function (GO): metal ion binding; ATP-dependent chromatin remodeler activity; ATP binding
Source: RefSeq, a predicted model, not a curated record
CUUCGGAGAAUUGCUAAUCAGAGACGUGGAUAUAGACGGUCUAGACACAAAAGCCGUACUGCCAAGGAGCGAGAUCGCCUUGAAAAACACCAUCCUGAAUUGGUCACUAUGUGGACGGAUUUGGAAAACAUGCCGGCAAUCAAUGCUGGCAAGAUAGACCAACCGAGGAGUAUAUCAAGGCAGUUGAAGCCCUUCCAGCUGGAGGGUGUGGCUUGGAUGAAGGAAAUGGAAAAAACAGAAUGGAAAGGUGGCCUUCUGGGCGACGAAAUGGGUCUGGGCAAGACGAUCCAAGCCGUCUCUCUCAUCAUGUCCGACUAUCCAGCAAAGCUACCCACUCUAGUCCUUGUCCCUCCUGUCGCACUCAUGCAGUGGCAGUCAGAGAUCAAAUCUUACACAGACGGAACUCUCAAGACCUUUGUGUUCCACGGAACCAACACAAAGGCUAAGAAUAUUACAGCCAGGGAGCUCAAAAAGUUUGAUGUCAUUAUGAUGUCCUACAACAGUCUUGAAUCCAUGUAUCGGAAGCAAGAAAAGGGGUUCAAGCGAAAAGAUGGCAUCUACAAAGAAAAGAGCGUCAUUCACAGCAUUACGUUUCACCGAGCCAUCCUUGAUGAAGCACAUUGUAUCAAAACACGAACCACAAUGACUGCUAAAGCAUGCUUCGCGUUGAAGACCGAGUAUCGUUGGUGCUUGACUGGCACACCUUUGCAAAACCGAAUCGGAGAGCUCUUCUCAUUGGUGCGAUUUCUCAACGUUAAACCGUUUGCUUUAUAUCUCUGCAAACAAUGCACCUGUUCGAGGCUUGAGUGGUCUAUGGAUGACAACAGUCGUUGUUCCGACUGCAACCAUGCUGGUAUGCAACACGUCUCUGUCUUCAACCAAGAACUUCUCAAUCCUAUUCAGAAGUUUGGCAAUUUGGGCCCUGGCAGAGAGGCGUUCCGGAAACUACGAUUGAUGACAGGCCGUAUCAUGCUGCGACGUCUCAAGAAGGACCACACCGAUUCCAUGGAACUUCCUGUGAAGGAAGUGUAUGUCGACCGCCAAUUUUUCGGAGAAGAGGAAAACGACUUUGCCAAUAGUAUCAUGACCAACGGACAGCGCAAGUUUGAUACCUAUGUUGCGCAAGGUGUCCUCCUGAAUAAUUAUGCCAACAUCUUUGGUCUCAUCAUGCAAAUGAGACAGGUGGCCGACCACCCUGACUUGAUUUUGAAGAAGAACGCUGAUGGAGGUCAAAACGUUUUGGUUUGCUGCAUCUGUGACGAGCCAGCGGAAGACACUAUUCGAAGUCGCUGCAAGCAUGACUUUUGCAGAACAUGCGUAUCUGCAUAUAUCAAAUCGACCGACGAGCCUGACUGCCCUCGGUGUCACAUUGGGUUGGUGAUUGAUCUCGAGCAGCCUGAAAUUGAGCAAGACGAAGCCAUGGUGAAGAAGUCAUCAAUUAUCAAUCGUAUCAAGAUGGAAAACUGGACUUCUUCUUCUAAAAUUGAGCUGCUCGUUCAUGAACUUCACAAGCUGCGCUCUGACAAUGCCACGCACAAGUCCAUCAUCUUUUCUCAGUUCACCACAAUGCUGCAGCUUAUCGAGUGGCGACUUCGAAGAGCUGGAAUCACCACUGUCAUGCUAGACGGCAGUAUGACCCCUGCUCAGCGCCAAGCAUCGAUUGAGCACUUUAUGAACAAUAUUGACGUUGAAUGCUUCCUCGUAUCACUCAAGGCUGGUGGCGUUGCACUCAAUCUCACCGAGGCAUCGCGAGUGUUCAUCAUAGACCCUUGGUGGAACCCGGCCGCUGAGUGGCAGUCUGCCGAUCGUUGCCAUCGCAUUGGACAAACUCGACCCUGCAGCAUCACGCGUCUUUGUAUUGAGGAUUCCGUCGAGAGCCGAAUGGUACUGAUCCAAGAGAAGAAGACGAGCAUGAUCCACUCCACUGUCAAUUCAGAUGACAAAGCGAUGGAUACUUUGAGCCCUGAGGAUAUGCAGUUUCUUUUCCGAGGCUCCUAAACUCCUUUCUAAAUCUCUUCAUUUCUCAGUAGACGGUACAUGUUUUCUUUUUGAGCAACGAGUUAGGUAUGAUGGUAUUACCUAGAUGAACGCAUCGCGGAUAUAAUGACUGGAGGUUUUCCGCAAGAGGCGCUAGGGACUUAGAGAUGAUUCGCUCGCAUUAAUGGAUUAGUUUACUGCGUAUACAGCGUAUACAGCGAUACAGCGUAUACAGCGACCUAUAUAAUACAGUAUACACUGAACCUUAUU